This is a messenger RNA of Owenia fusiformis, 4868 nucleotides long. The record is from the annotation of a GenBank genome assembly. NCBI's taxonomy places the organism in Eukaryota, Metazoa, Annelida, Polychaeta, Sabellida, Oweniidae.
AUGCCCUUUAGUGAACUUUCAACAAGUUGUAAAUUCAUUGGAUUUUUAUCUAAUAGUUAAAUUGCUAAGUGUAUCUGCUAUCUGAAUAACGGAUAGGGGUAUGAACCAUGUGAAGAAGUACAAGCUCAAGAGCUUAGACUGCAGUUAACCUUUUAAUCCUGCCAAAGAUAUCAGGAAGAAUGGCCUCAUAAAUUUUGCGCCAACGUGAAUUCUGAAGUAGGAGUACCAAGAAGAUACAAGAUAAGGUUAAAAAUCAGCUACUUGUUAUAUAACAUUUCCCUGGAAUGAUGUCAGUCUUUGAGGAGCUUGUGUUUAUGUGGAUAUGCAGCUGCGCCAUCUAUCUUUCAAAUGGAACACUAACUUUGCCAAACCAUAAUGUCGGGCUAAAUCACGGACCAAUUACUCAAGUGCUUAUUGAUGAGCAUAGUGGACGGGUGUUCCUUGGGGGUAGGAAUACAAUAUUUCAGUUGACAGUCGACUUACACCAAGAACGGGCCGUAGUUUUAGGCCCCGUAUCUGAAAACAAACAAUGCCUUCCAUUCCCAGCUCCAUGUAAUUUUACACGCAGUGAGCAGGACACUCAAGUCAAAAUAUUAGAACUCCAUAAAAAGCUCAGGAAGUUGCUUGUUUGUGGGGAUAAGCAUCAGGGAAUGUGUACAGUCCAUGAUAAAAAUAACAUUGAACAUAUGAACUCAAUGAGUAAUGAAAAUCCAGUCAACUUUUUAGCUAGUCAGAAAUCAGUUUUUGGAUUUUUCGGAACAGGAACUUCAUUAGGCGGGCAUGAUGAUAUAUUAUAUUUGGGACAGACUUAUGAUGGAAGACCAAUGGAGUAUGCUUCUUUAGCAGUAUCAAGUAGGACAUUGCGUCAGUUACAAAAUGGAACAUACAUCACCAGGUUUCACAUGCAUGAUAACACAUUUGGUUUUAGUGGUCGUGAUAUCCAUCCAACAUUAAAACAUAACUUUAUAGUGGAUUAUAUCUAUGGUUUUGAACACCAAGGAUUUGUAUACUUUUUGACAAUCCAGCCUUACAAAGCAGAGGACAGAGACACCGAUCUGUUGGGAACCCCUAGUCAAGAUGUACAAACACGUCUAGUGAGAAUAUGUAAAGAAGACCCCUUCUACUGGUCAUAUGUGGAAGUGCCUCUUGACUGUUCAGUUGAUGGUGAAAUUUACGACAUAGCCCAAGGUGGUUAUCUUGGUACUUCAGGAACAAAAUUAAAGGAGAGUUUUAGUAAUAAUUAUUCCGGAGACAUUUUAACUGUUUCGUUUGGUAAAAAGUUGGAUGAUUCGAGGAAGACUGAUACAUCCAAAGGAUCAGCAAUAUGUGUCUUUUCCAUGGAUAUUAUUCGGAAAAAGUUUGCCAGUGUACAGAGGACAUGUUUUGGAGGAACAGGGGAAACCAUUCCAUGGAUUGUUGGUGGAAACAAACCAUGUGAGUAUAAGAGCUACAUCUUACCAACAAUUACUGAGACUUGGUGUGGAGGUAUGGACAGAGGAGGAUCUGUAAAUAGUGGCAUACAAGGUGGUAGAUUAAGAAAACGAGCGAGACUCACUGUUACCUCUACUGUGACUGGCAUUGUGACAUCACAGUAUAAUAGACGCACAUUUGCUAUGCUGGGGACUCAAGAUGGGAAAUUGCUCAAGGCUUUCAUAGACAAAGAUACAGAUGGACCAAGCAAUGAGGCUUACAUGACCUACUCUAUUGACCCUGCCUACCCUGUUGAGAGAGACAUGGCAUUGAGUCCAGGCAAUGACAGUUUAUAUGUGCUCACGGGACCUAUGGUCACAAAAUUCCCCGUCCAUUCAUGCAAGGUUUAUAAUAGUUGUGCCUCAUGCGUGACCACCCCAGACCCCCUAAACUGUGGAUGGUGUGAAGAUAUGUGUACAAGGAAGGCAGAAUGUGGACAUAAAAUAUGGACACAGGAAAGCUGUAAACCAGUCGUACAUGGGUUUGAACCAAAAAGUGGACCAUUAUAUGGUGGUACCCAAGUGACCAUAUAUGGGGAUGGAUUCGGUCAUAAUGCUCAGAUUGAGGUCACAGUUGCUACGGUGAUAUGCAACCUCAAUAAAACAGCACAUAGAACCACCAAUCAAAUUGUGUGUUCUACUGGACCAGCAGAUGAAGAAAUAGAUAGAGAAGUUCGUGUGAAAGUGGUUGACAAAACUAAAACUGACUUUACAUACAACAUUGAAGGCUUCGGGGACUCUGGGAAAGAAGCAUUUGACUACAAGAGACCAAGUGUUAAAGGGUUUUCACCGACCAUGGGCCCAGUGUCUGGGGGAACAAACAUCACAGUGACCGGGGAGAAUCUAAACAUUGGGUCUUCUCAGCAGGUCACUCUGGGACUAGGCGUGGCUGAAUGUAUCAUCUACAACAUAUCCUCCAGUUUAAUCCAGUGUACCACCCCACUAUGGGUAAAUGCCUCCUCUGGCAGUGCUGUAACUGAAGGAAAAGUUAGUGUGGUUAUAGACAGGACACCUCUCCCCUUCGAAGGAACAUUUACAGUCACCCCUGACCCUACCAUAUCACAUGUCAAGCGAUUUUCAAGUUUUAGCAGUGGAGGAAUUCCUAUUCAAAUCCUUGGGAGCAACUUGCAUGUGGUACAACACCCUAGAAUGGCCAUCUUUACUCCCUCAGAUCCAGUACAUCAUGUUUCAGAUUGUCAACCUAACUUCAACGGGACAUUUAUGAUAUGUCCUGCUCCAAGCAUUAAACCUAUGUCACCUAGGCAACCAAGCAGCUCUAGAGCACCAUACACAACCAAUCCUGUCAGGAGAGACAGAUCGAUCAAUAUACCUAGGCAAGACCAAGUGAUCAACAAUGCAAGGAAAGACCAAUCAAUCAAUAAGACCAAUGGACCCAUAAUGUAUCAGAUGUACUUCAUAAUGGAUGGUGUAGAAAAUUUGAGAAACUUUUCUAGCAUUGCUCCAGACAUGAGUUUGAUCAUGUACUACCCUGAUCCUGUCUUCUACAAGUUCCCAGAAGAGGGGAAUAUCAGACGGUUUCAUCUUGAGGAAACACACCUUGAUAUAAAGGGAGCAAACUUGAACAAUGCAGCCAUAAUUAGUGAUUUCACAGUGACCUUAGGUAACGAUAGAUGUAUUGUGACAUCACUCUCUCCAACAGUCUUGAUGUGUCAUCCAAGCAGACGUCCAAGUCAAAUUUCCCAAAAUGAACCAAAGCGAAAAGUUGAGGUGAUUGUUGGUAACCUUCACUUUAACAUUGGCCACUUGGAAUACUAUUCAGGGGGCAGAGGUGUCCAUUUAGCUGCUGUGGUGGUACCUGUCAUUGUUUUUCUUAUCUUCUUCACCAUUUUGAUUAUCAUAUGCUGUGUCCUACACAAAAAUAGAAAGUGGCCCUUUAAGCCAACACUUAAUGACCUGCAAGUAGUAGAGUUCCAUGCCAAUAUUGAAAAUAUGUAUGAGACAACGGUACCUGGACGUAGGGCUAACAUUCCUACAGUUGGUGCUCUGAGGUCAGUAGUUGGAGAGGAGGAGCCUCUCCUUGGUGAUGAUGACAUCAGACUGAUGAUUGACAGGGAGGAUUUGAUACUGGGGGAGGUUCUAGGAAAAGGUCACUUUGGUUGUGUUUACAAAGGAUCACUGAGAGUGCAAGAUGAGAAGGCAGACAGAAUGGUUGCUGUCAAAACGUUACAUGAGGAUAAUAAUAUCACUGAUGAGGCAUUGAGGACAUUCCUGAAAGAAGCAUUGAUAAUGAAAGACUUCAACCACCCCCAUGUUUUAACCCUGCUAGGACUGUGUCUCAACCCUGGGGAAAUGCCACUGGUUGUGUUGCCAUUCAUGUCACAUGGUGACGUCUUGAGUUAUAUCAGAGAUGAGAAAAAUAGUCCCACAGUAAAGUCUCUGUUAGAAUUUGGUGUUGAGAUAGCAUCUGGUAUGUCAUAUCUUGCCAAGUUGAAGUUUGUCCAUAGAGAUCUGGCAGCCAGGAACUGUAUGUUAGAUGAGGAUAUGAAGGUGAAGGUGGCUGACUUUGGUCUAUCUAGAGAUGUCUAUGAGAGGGACUACUAUAGUAGUGAUAACAAGAAGACAAAACUCCCGGUGAAAUGGCUGGCCCUAGAGAGUAUGGAGAAGGGGGUCUACAGUGAAAGAUCGGACGUGUGGUCAUAUGGAGUUUGUCUCUGGGAGCUGAUGACCAGGGGAGUGUCCCCAUAUCCCGAAGUAGAUGGCUGGGAUAUGGUCCGCUAUCUCAAGUCAGGGAGGAGACUGCCUCAACCGACAUACUGUCCAAAUGAAUUAUACCGUAUAAUGUAUGAUUGCUGGAAUCCAAAACCGAAAGCCCGUCCAACCUUUGAUGAACUUCAUGACAUGGUAGCUAAUUUGAUAACAAAUCUGCAGAGGGACACUGAACGCUUCAGGGUUAAGACUGAUGUGACAUACGUUAAUAUACCAUCACUUACAUCUGACCAUUACAGCAUGGCUGGAGCAACACAGUCUGAAGAUGAGGCUGACUAAACUUAAUGAUUCCAACACGAAGUAUUGGCAUAAUUGGCAACCAAGAUUCCAGAUUUUUAUUUGCCUGGAAAGGAACAAUUUGGUAAUAAUAUGUAUUACGAUGAUGUUCGUCUCCUGACUCCGGACCCAAAAAUUUACUGUAGCUAUUUAUACAAGCUGACUCAUUUGAAUCACGUUCCCCCAAAGUCAUGAUGUCAUAUAAUUGGCAAGGAAUACUGUAGGCCAAUCACCCUUGCCUUUCACUAAAAUAAGAGCUCAACUAUGUCAACACAAUUUUUAUAAUAACAGAUACUGAGUCAGAAAAAUCAAAGUGAAGAGAUGUGAAGUUUAUCCUUUAUUUCACAUUAUAGUAAACUUAAUGUAUUGUUAUCAUGUGUAUAUGUUCAUAUGUGU